Molecule: messenger RNA, 1230 nt
Organism: Trichoplax adhaerens
Lineage: Eukaryota; Metazoa; Placozoa; Uniplacotomia; Trichoplacea; Trichoplacidae
Exons: 13
Coding region: 1-1230 (409 amino acids)
Biological process (GO): [2Fe-2S] cluster assembly
Cellular component (GO): cytosol; mitochondrion; nucleus
Molecular function (GO): cysteine desulfurase activity; pyridoxal phosphate binding
Source: RefSeq, a predicted model, not a curated record
AUGGGUCGCGCAUUAUACUUAGAUGCUCAAGCAACUACACCUUUGGAUCCAAGAGUCCUUGAUGCAAUGAUGCCCUACUUACUUUCAUAUUACGGAAAUCCUCAUUCUCGAACUCAUCCGUAUGGUUGGGAAAGUGAAGAAGCAGUGGAAAUUGCUCGUCAGAAAGUUGCCGCUCUUAUUGGAGCUGACCCUCGCGAUAUCAUUCUUACAAGUGGCGCUACUGAAUCAAACAAUGUUGCUAUCAAAGGAGUAGGCAGAUUUUAUAAAAGUAAAAAGAAGCAUGUCAUUACUACUCAAACGGAGCAUAAAUGUGUUUUGGACUCUUGUCGUGCUCUGGAGCACGAAGGUUUCGAUGUUACUUAUUUACCAGUACAACAAAAUGGCAUCAUAGAUCUUGAGAAAUUUCGCGAUGCGAUUCGCCCUGACACUGGCUUAGUCUCGAUUAUGGCUGUAAAUAAUGAAAUUGGUAUCACUCAACCCGUUGAAGAAAUUGGCAAGAAUUUGUUAGUUUGGUCUAUCUGUAGAUCCAAUAAGAUCUUUUUUCACACCGAUGCUGCUCAGGCCGUUGGAAAGAUCCCUAUCGAUGUUAAUAAGAUGAAGAUUGAUCUUAUGUCUAUCAGUGGUCAUAAAUUAUAUGGUCCGAAAGGGAUCGGUGCCCUGUAUGUGCGUCGUCGCCCUCGUGUAAGAGUUGAAGCUCUUCAAAGUGGUGGAGGACAAGAAAGAGGUAUUCGAAGUGGAACCGUUCCUACACCUUUAGUGGUAGGUUUGGGAACUGCUUGUGAUAUUGCUCAAGAAGAAAUGGAAUACGACCAUAAGCGUAUCAGUUCUUUAUCGAAACGCCUAGUUGAUGGGAUAACAUCACAACUAGAUUUCGUAAUCAGAAAUGGAGAGCCGGAAUAUUCAUUUCCAGGCUGUGUAAAUCUAUCUUUCGCUUACGUAGAAGGAGAAAGCUUAUUAAUGGCUAUGAAGGACAUAGCAUUAUCGUCAGGGAGCGCCUGUACAUCAGCUUCUUUGGAGCCGUCUUACGUUUUAAGAGCUAUUGGCGCCGAUGAAGAUUUAGCUCACUCUUCAAUCCGAUUUGGUAUUGGAAGAUUUACAACGGAAGCAGAGGUUGAUUACACAGUUGAUAAAUGUGUUAGAUGUGUCAGGAAUCUACGAGAGAUGAGCCCAUUAUAUGAAAUGGUUCAGGAUGGUAUUGAUUUGAAAACAAUUCAAUGGUCACAACAUUAA